Molecule: messenger RNA, 1698 nt
Organism: Australozyma saopauloensis
Lineage: Eukaryota; Fungi; Ascomycota; Pichiomycetes; Serinales; Metschnikowiaceae
Gene: PRS
Product: putative proline--tRNA ligase
Exons: 1
Coding region: 1-1698 (565 amino acids)
Biological process (GO): prolyl-tRNA aminoacylation
Cellular component (GO): cytoplasm; mitochondrion
Molecular function (GO): ATP binding; proline-tRNA ligase activity
Source: RefSeq, a predicted model, not a curated record
AUGUCGCCGUUGCGAAGGUUCCCGCGCAUCUUCAGCGUAGGCCCGGAGUUGCUCAAGCCCAAUUCUCUCGCCAAGGUCCCGACGGCAGAUCUCUUCACAAAACUCGGCUUUUUCACCCAUCCCAAACCUGGCCUCGUGCAUUGGUUGCCUUUGGGAACCUCUGUUCUCGACAAACUUACUUCGAUCAUCCAUCGGCAUAUGCGAAACUCCGGUGCGGAGGAGGUUCGUAUGUCUGCGUUAUCGCCGGCAGCACUAUGGCAACAAACUGGCCGCUGGACAGGCACCGAAUUAUUCAAGUUACAUGACUCCAGUGGCAGCGAGUAUUGUCUUGCAGCCACUUGCGAGGAGGACAUCACGGCUGUAGCUGCAGCGCAGAUCGCGUCGUAUAAGAGCCUUCCAUUGUUGUACUACCAGAUCAACACCAAAUUUCGUGACGAGAAGCGGCCGCGGGCGGGACUUCUUCGUGGACGCGAGUUUAUCAUGAAGGAUGCGUACUCUUUUGAUGUGUCUCCUGAGGCCGCCAUGGAGAGUUACGAGGAAAUGGUGGCUGCGUAUCACAGGGUGUUUAGUGAGCUCCGAGUGCCCUACGUGAAGGCAGAGGCGUCCACGGGCGAUAUUGGCGGCUCGUUGUCUCACGAAUGGCAGUAUGUGCAUCCCUCGGGUGAGGAUACCUUGUUCAGAUGUACCGGCUGCGAUGCCGUGCUGAAUGUAGAGAAGACCCUAUCUUUCCCUGCUGAGGAUCCUGCCAAUGGGAAAGCGGGCGGGCCUGUCUCAGUAGAGUACUUCGUAACAGAUGAUAAGAACACUCUUGUAUGUGCAUAUUUCCUGUCUGAUCGGACUUUGCUUCCAAACUUGCUUCAGGAUGAGGUUCCAGAAAUUGACUUGAAAUGUGGACUUACACAGGACCAAAUCCUUGCUCUUUUCAGUGGCGAAGAUGCGCUUUUGUCGAAAAACGUUAUUCGUGUUAUGGACCUGCGUCUCCAUUCGCGGUCUAACUUCCCUGACUUCCCUAUUAAGUUCGUCAGUCGGGCGCUGAUCACAACACUCACAGACAUUCCUAUUGUAGAAGCGGUUCAUGGAGAGAUUUGCGGGCAAUGUAGCGAAGGAGUCUUGGAGUCUAGCCGCGCCAUUGAGGUUGGGCACACCUUCUAUUUGGGUGAGAAGUACUCCAAGCCACUUCAGUGCACAGUAUCUGUCCCAGGCAACGACGGAACUCUUGAAACAGUGAAUGCUUUUAUGGGUUGUUACGGUAUCGGCGUGAGUCGAUUAAUUGCAGCCAUUGGCGAGAUCAACAGAGACCUGAUGGGUUUCCGCUGGCCUGCGUGUAUUGCGCCAUGGAGUGCGACGGUUAUCAAUGCUUCUACGGACUUCUCGAAGAGCGAAAGAGUAGUUUCAGAGUUGCAUGAUGCGGGUGUUGAUGUGCGCUGUGACGACCGUGAGGGUCUUGGAUUGGGGAGGAAAAUUAAGGAAACAAAGCUAGUUGGAAUCCCCUUGGUAGUCAUAGUCGGCAAAAACUUCCCGAUUGUUGAAGUCGAGAUCCGAGGCAAGAAAUACAACGAUCUGUGGAAGUCACUCUUCGCUCAAGACUCCGAGGGAUGGGAGGUCGAAUACCUGGAGGAUGGCACCAGCGACAUUAAACACAAGGUCCACAUUGAGCGUCUCGGCAGUGUUGUGGCCAGUCUUUUGAAAGACAUGUAA